Messenger RNA from Hibiscus syriacus, 1707 nucleotides. Its product is annotated as pentatricopeptide repeat-containing protein At3g29290-like. Lineage: Eukaryota; Viridiplantae; Streptophyta; Magnoliopsida; Malvales; Malvaceae. Gene Ontology annotation, molecular function: protein binding. The record is from RefSeq and is a predicted model, not a curated record.
UCGAUGAAUACUUCGUCGAUGAAUUCGCAAUUCAAGUCCACUAUUGUGGAUGAUAGGGUUAAAGUAAUGAAGAUGUCUACUGGUUUUGAAUCUGAUGAUGAAAAUGGUUUGAUUGGGAAUGAAAAAGAAGAAUUCGAGUCGGAUUCUUUGUGUCGAAAUUUGCCUCCUUGGGGGAAUUUGGUGGUCGACCGGAAUUUGGAUUUUGCGUCCGAAUGUGUCGGUCGACCUUCGGCAAGUUCAGAUGCGAAGGACCCUUUACAAGAUGGUAAGGUAUACUUCUUGGAGGAAAGGGAUGAAAAGGAAUUAUCAAGAAGAAUAUUGAUGCUUAGUAGGUCCAACAAGAUUAGAAGUGCAAUGGAAUUGUGCAAAUCAAUGGAGUUUUCUGGUCUUAAACCCGACGCUCAUGCAUGUAAUUCUCUUCUUUCUUGUCUGCUAAGAAAUGGGAUGCUCAAUGAUGCCUUGCGCACUUUCGAGUUCAUGAAGAACUAUGAAAUUAUUACGGGACACACUUAUAGUUUAAUGCUGAAAGCCAUUGCAGAUACUCAGGGGUGUGAUGCAGCCCUUUAUAUGUUUGCGGAAUCGGAAGGGGAUUCGAGAAAGGGAAAGGGUUUCGAUGUGAUUGUUUAUAAUACGGCUAUUUCGAUUUGUGGAAGAUCAAACAAUUGGGUUGAAGCUGAGAGGUUAUGGAGAACAAUCCAGGAAAAUGGCUAUAUAGGAACAGUCGCUUAUUCCUUGCUAGUUAGCAUCUUUGUUCGUUGUAGUCGGUGUGAAUUGGCGCUUGAUGCUUACCAUGAGAUGAUUCGAAAUGGAGUUGAACCCUGGGACGACACAAUGCAUGCCGUGAUUAACGCGUGUGCAAAGGAAGGGAAAUGGGAUCUAGCAUUAUCGAUCUUUCGGAAGAUGUUGAACGAUAGGUGGAAGCCGAAUGCAGUAGCAUGCAAUGCAUUGAUCAAUUCACUCGGAAAAGCUGGAGAGAUCAAAUUAGCUUUUAAAAUCUACGAUAUUAUGGCAUCUUUGGGUCAUAAACCAGAUGAUUUCACAUGGAAUUCAUUGCUUGGUGCUUUGUAUAGAGCAAAUCAACAUGCCGAUGCUCUUCACCUCUUCGAAAGAAUAAGACAACAGGACUCGCUCGUAAAUCUUCAUCUAUAUAACACUGCAUUAAUGUGUUGCCGGAAGCUCGGUUCAUGGGAUAAGGCCUUGCAGCUUUUAUGGCAAAUGGAGGCUUCGGGGUUAUCGGUUUCGACUGCAUCGUAUAAUCUCGUCAUUGGAGCUUGCGAAACUGCAAGGAAACCGAAAGUUGCAUUGCAAGUUUACGAGCACAUGAUUCAUCGAAAGUGUGUUCCGGAUACAUUUACUCAUUUGUCACUAAUAAGAAGCUGCAUCUGGGGAUCUCUUUGGGCUGAAGUAGAGGAAAUCUUAGAGAGAGUUCCACCAGAUGUUUCUCUUUAUAAUGCUGUUAUUCAUGGAAUGUGUUUGAGAGGCAAAGUUGAAACAGCAAAGAAGCUCUACUUCAGAAUGCAAAAAAGUGGUCUCAAACCUGAUGGCAAAACAAGAGCUUUGAUGCUCCAGAACUUGCGAAAAGAUCGAUGAGACGUAUUUGGACAUGAAAUCCGAGAUUCAAGCCUAAUUUAUGUGAAAACAACAGAGAGAACUAAGUGGACGGACAAUCAUCUAUUUACACAUAUAAGGAAUAGAACAGCAAAAGAA